CGCGGAAUGAGGCCGUUUCAGGUAAUGCACAGUCUGCUUUUUUUUAUGCAUAAACCGCCCGUGCCUCCGCCCCGCCCCUCGCCGCAGGGGGCUGUCCCGUGCCCGCGGGUGGCUCUGCGCAUGCGCGCUCCGUCUCGCGCGCGCUCCCGGCCGGCCGCGUUGCCGCCGCGCGCGUGCGCCGAGCCCGGGCGUGGGGAAAUGGCGGCGCUGGCGGCGCCGGAGGGAGGCUGCGGCGCGAUGCCGGCGGGGAGCGUCGCGGCAGGUCCUCCGCCCGCCGGGCCCGCGGGGCCGGGCUCGUGGAGCCGGUCCUUGGACCGAGCCUUGGAAGACGCGGCGGCCAGCGGCGCCCUCAGCCUGAGUGGCAGAAAGCUACGGGACUUCCCGCGGGCCAGCGCCGCCGGGCACGACCUCAGCGACACCACCCGGGCCGAUUUUUCACGGAACAGACUGUCAGAGCUUCCAGCAGAAGCAUGUCACUUUGUCUCCCUCGAGAGUCUUAAUUUGUACCAGAACUGCAUUCGAUAUAUCCCAGAGGCUGUUUUAAACUUACAGUCUUUAACGUUUCUAAAUAUCAGUCGAAACCAGCUUUCCACGUUGCCAGUGCACCUCUGUAGUCUACCACUAAAGGUUUUGAUAGCAAGUAAUAAUAAGUUGGUUUCAAUACCUGAAGAAAUUGGACAGCUCAGACAGUUGACAGAGCUUGAUGUGAGCUGUAAUGAAAUACAGACAAUACCUCCACAGAUAGGCAAUUUGGAAUCCUUGCGGGACCUAAAUGUCAGAAGAAAUAAUUUGGUGCAUUUACCUGAAGAGCUUGCUGAGUUGCCUUUGAUUCGAUUAGAUUUCUCCUGCAAUAAAAUAACAACAAUACCGGUUUGUUAUAGAAACCUCAGACACCUGCAGACCAUCAUGUUAGAGAACAACCCUCUCCAGUCACCCCCUGCACAGAUAUGUAUAAAAGGAAAAAUUCACAUAUUUAAAUACCUGAACAUAGAAGCAUGCAAGAUAGCUCCAGACUUGCCUGAUUAUGAUAGGAGACCCAUGGGAUUUGGAUCUUGCCAUGACGAACUUUAUUCCGGACGGCCGUAUGGAGCACUUGAUUCUGGUUUCAACAGUGUGGACAGCGGAGACAAAAGAUGGUCAGGAAAUGAACCGACAGAUGAGUUCUCAGAUCUCCCUUUACGUGUAGCAGAGAUCACUAAAGAACAGAGACUGAGAAGAGAAAGUCAGUAUCAAGAAAACAGAGGGAGCACCGUCAUACCUAAUGGUGGAGUGGAACAUGAUCUCGAUCAGAUCGACUAUAUUGAUAGCUGCACCACAGAAGAGGAGGAGGAAGAGGUGAGGCAACCCAAGUGCAUGGACUCAGACAGCCUCAGCUCGCAAUUCAUGGCAUAUAUUGACCAGCGGAGAAUCUCUAACGAGGGGUCACCAGUGAAACCUGUAUCUGUGAAAGAAUUUCAGAGAACAGAGGAUAUAAAACGACAUGUACAUCAGAACAGACCCCCGGCUGAUUCACCUUACUUUCUAUCAAGUCACCACAGUCAGGUGUCUAGUACAGAUCCUGAGCUGCACCGCAGGCACGUAGAGAGAACCCGCCGGGAGGCCCAGCUCGCAGCACUUCAGUACGAGGAGGAGAGGAUGAGAACAAAACAGAUUCAGAGGGAAGCUGUCCUUGACUUUGUUAAGCAAAAAGCAUCCUCAGGUCCUCAGAAACAAAGUCCUCUGGAUAGUGAGUGUCCCUUUCCAUCCAGAAGGUCUCAACAUACUGAUGAUAGUGCCUUGUUAGUGAAUGGCUUUGAGCCUCUCUUUGUGUUUGAGAUUGACAAUAACACCAAUACCAUUAAAAGAAGGCCAGGGACUCGCAAACAGUCACAGUCAGGGUUGAAUCAGGAAAGCUGUGCUGCUACCCUGCCUAAUGCCUCUAUCUUCAGUCCUGUCAAGAGUGAUGACAGACCUACCAUCUCCUCCGGCUCACCUACUGCUCAGACAGUCCACCUUUCCCCUCCAUAUCCUGGCCAUGCAGCCCCACCUUCCUAUAGAAACCCUUCCCAGCGACCUGAGAGUUUCCUUUUCCGAGCAGCUGUCAGGGGUGAAGCAAACAAAGCUGUUACUCCAUCUUCUCCCCGUGCCUUGUCCCCCGCUAAUGAUUCUGUGGACCCUAGAGUGAGACAAAACUCCAAACAGCGAGAGGAGGAGCUGGAGCUGAUAGAGCAGCUCCGUAAGAAUAUUGAAUCACGGUUGAAAGUGUCGUUGCCCAGUGAUCUUGGAGCAGCUCUCACCGAUGGGGUUGUUCUGUGCCAUUUAGCUAAUCAUGUGCGACCCCGAUCUGUUCCCAGCAUUCAUGUCCCCUCACCUGCUGUUCCUAAACUUACAAUGGCAAAAUGCAGGCGAAAUGUGGAGAAUUUUUUGGAAGCUUGCAGAAGGAUUGGAGUGCCUCAGGAGCAAUUAUGUUUGCCUCUACAUAUUUUAGAAGAGAAGGGUUUGACACAGGUAGCUGUGACUGUCCAGGCGCUCCUGGAGCUGGCACCCCCAAAGCAGCAGCAACUUCACCACUUGUCUGCUGUGUAAAGACCUCCGGGACCUUUUGGGUUACCUUGGCUAAGCAGAAGGACAUGAAGACUUUACUGCCCUUGCAGUGCAUCCAAACACGCAGAGCUCUGUUCUAAGGAAAUGAGUUUCCGUGAUUCCUGACAGGAAUGUUUUACGUCAUUUCUCCAUUUUUUUGGAGAUCACAACAGUUUCCAAACGUUUUUACUAUCAAUAUUUUUGCCCCUUAUUUAAAAAAAAUAUAAGAGUUCACUGGGAGGAAGGCAGGGAAUUCUGGAAGUUGGCUCUUGGAGCCGGCUGGCCUUGUGUAAACUGAAGAUGUGGAUGUAGAGUUGGAAAAGCAAUUCCUAGGGGAAUUAAUUUGUAAAAAAGGAUGUUGCUGCAGUGGGCACAGGGGGAAUGAAAUUUCUUUCCUUCCUCACAGGGUUCAAAGAAAGGGAAUUUCUUUGCCCCCACAGAACAGCCAUUUCCAUUAUGUAUUAAAAAAUUGCGACACACGAUCAUAAGCGGCAAUGUUUCUUAACAGGGUCGAACCUCGGGCAGCUCUAACUUGUCUUGUCGUGUCCUCAGUACUGGAAAUUGGAAGGAAAAAACGAAGUAAUUUUUUUUUUUUCCCAAGGGAAAAAGUACUGCAUGCUUUCUCCACAAGAAACACCUUUGUAAAGAUACUAAGUCAGAACUGUUCAAAUUGUGUUAAGCACAUCGGUAUUCUUGCCAGGUUCGCUUUCUCUUUGGGUUUUAACAUGUCUUCAUCUUGAACAUUUUUCCAACAUCAGUGGAUGGAGAUCUCUACCUCCUUUCACCUCCCAUUCUGGUCAUGUAAGGAUGCGUUUGGUUACUCAGCGGUUUGUCACGUGGUGGCGAGGUGUCGUCAGGAACUGUGUCUGUGUUGUCACUGUGGGGUGAAGAGGUACAGCCUGCCAUGCUCAUCUUUAGGAACCCAUUAUCAAAUAAUACAUUUGUUCGAGGCUGAAGGUCAUACGCAGACGUGCCAGCACUGGUGGUUGUCGCAGACACUGAGACAUGCAUGAUUUUAAGAACACAAUUACUGAAUUUCUCCAGGUGGGCUGCAAAUUGUCAAAAUCUGUUACAAAAUGUUGCUCCUGUUUGUGGGUAUGACAAGGCUUUAAUGAAAGUCUUUUUUCACUGGAGUUUAUGUGGAGAGAUGCUCUGGUUUUCCAGAACUGCCAGUACUUCCUUCCUCUUUCCUUAACAUAAAUAUGGAAAUCCAGUGUGCAGGAACAGGAGAUGCAGCAGACAGGUUUUGCGUUUUGCUGGAAAGUUGAUCUGCAAAGCAAAGACAAGCUCUCUGUGCUUGGGUCCUUGUCAGGAGGCCAAGCUCACUACCAGAUCCAUUACAAUAACCCUCCUCUCUCAAAAAAAGGCCUUGGAGAAUCCAGUUAUCCGCCUGUGCAGUUCUGUGUUAGGUUUAGCCCAAUUUAAAGCCCAGAUGGUUACACUGCUGAUACAUGGAGCAAGGGGUCUGAGACCAACUCCAGGCAUUUGCUGUAGGUACUGCAUCUGGGGAUAUGUUUGAAGCAGAACACACCAAGCGGAUUUCACAGGGAUUAAGGAAGAAGAAAGGGAAACAGGCUAGCUACAGGGCCUUUUUUUGGAAGUAAACCUGCCGUGGGAACACUGGAGAGGACUGGCUCUAGCUGGAUUUUUUCCCCUUUUGAUUUGUAGUUCUGUUUCCACUCCGUUUUGCUUCAUGUAUUUAUUUCAAGGUCCAUUGUGGUGGCUGUGAAUCUCUUAUUUCACAUAAUUAUUCCAGUUGCUUCUGAUUGGCAUUGGCUGAUCGUGUCGCAAGUGGAAAGGAACGCCUGAAGGGUAUUUAAAACUGCACAGCUGAAAAGUGAAAGGUUUUCCUGCAGGGUAAGCGCGUUGUCCUGGGCCCUGUCAGAAAUGAAAAUGCCAGUACUUGGAAUAGGUGGAGGAGGGGAGCAACUCCAUACAGACAUGCUUCCAUCUUUCAGUUGGCCUUGUGCUUGCAAGAAGCGUUGGUAAUUCUUAAGGGAUCACACAGGAGUGUCUGCAGUCUCCGCUGUGUUUGCUCAGUGGAAGAUUCUGCCGCUCACAAGCAAACAUCACCUACCACAGGGGUUUCCUUUGCAUUUGUCUCUGCACAUAAUAUGAAAGAGGGGGGCACCAACUUUGUCUUAGUUUUCCAUAUUAGGUCUCUUAUAUUGGUACAGGGCGCGUUGCUUUUUAACAGCACACCCUUCUUCCCAUUUUAAGAAAACCAUUCCCUUCCUGGAAUUGUGAGGGGGUGUUGUUUGCUUCAGUCCAGCUUCCAGGAGGAACUUCCCAAUGAGGGUGGUGAGACACUGGCACAGGUUGCCCAGGGGAGCUGUGCCUGCCCCAUCCCUGGAGGUGUUCAAGGCCAGGUUGGAUGGGCCUUGGGCAGCCUGAUCGUGUGGGAGGUGUCCCUGCCCAUGGCAGGGGGCGGGAAACGGAUGAUCUUUAAGGUCCCUUCCAACCCAAACUAUUCUAUGAUUCCAGCACUUAGGGGAAAUGAACUUAUCAGUAUUCCAGUUGGUGGAAGUUUGACAUUUCAUCAAUACUAGCUUUUAGGAAUUAAGGGGGUGGGGGCUUGAGUCUCAACUGCAAGAAACAGCUAUUCCUGUAGUGCCCAGUUAACACCGCUCCUCUUCUGCACGAGCGGGGCGUGGGCUGCAGCUGGGCUCCCAAAAGGAGCGAUGGUUGCACAGCGGCAGGCGAGGCGUCCGCAGUGUCGCUUCCUUUGCUCUCAGCAACCUUCACUCUGGAGGUUUCAAUUCAUGUGAGUUUGACUUCAUAAGCCCGUGUUGUCGUGCUGGCAAACAGUAAAUCUUGACCAGAUGUUUAGAACAAAACUCCAGACCUGAGGUUUCACCACACAUUUUAUUUAAUGUAUUACACCCACACCAACUCCGGUUCCCUUUUGCAAAAUGGGUUGGGAUUUUUUGGUGUAUUUAUGUGCAAUUUUUGUUGUAUCCCAUGAAGAGUAUUUUAAAGAAAACGUGUAUAAAGUUCUAUUUUGUGUGUUAAAGCAAAAAGGUCCUUCCUGUCCGGGGCAUUUGUCUUGGAGGGUGUGGGAGGAAUCCAUCAGUGUUCAGUGCUUGCUGGUAUUUAAUACACUGACUCCAUCGUGUCACCAUCCCGCCUCAAACCAUGUCAAGCACUGAGCAGCAGCUGAGACUCAGCACAGCCGCAUGCUCAGAUUGAGUGGCUCUGGCACUCGGGAGACCCUGGUGCUGUCUUAGUGGUCAGGGCAAACCAGCCAGGGUUUGGGUCUUCCCUCCCUGGGAAAAGGAGGCUUUUGGAAAGGCCCUGACCGUAGAGGCAUGCAUGAAAUAAAUCAGAGGCUGCUUUUUACAGUGUCGAGAACACCUCUGUUCCGGGUAGUGACACAAUGGGAAAUGGUAUUUUUACCCUUUUAUGACUAUAAAUGGUUCUUUGAAAAAAUGUUUUACAAACAAAGGACUUGGAAGGUGAAUUUGGAUGUCUAAAGAAGUCUUUUGUAUAGAGAUGGUGAUGUUUUACAAAGCAAUCUAAUUUUGUUAUUUCUGAAAGCAGUGUACACGUGUAAUUAAUAGAGUAAAGGAUUUUAAAGCUUCAUCCCAUGCUGUAUGUGUGUAAAUACAUUCCAUAAUUUCUAAGUCUGUUACAUAUAAAUGUGUCGGGAUCUUGUAUACUUUAUUUUAAGUUGCCUGUAUUCUGCCAGUAGUGUGAGCUUCCAGCACAUGGAUAACGUAACAGGAAACCGUGGUAAUUUGAAAUAAAGUUUUAAAACUUCCAUGA
Molecule: messenger RNA, 6327 nt
Organism: Cuculus canorus (common cuckoo)
Lineage: Eukaryota; Metazoa; Chordata; Aves; Cuculiformes; Cuculidae
Gene: LRCH3
Product: leucine rich repeats and calponin homology domain containing 3
Exons: 22
Coding region: 7-2565 (852 amino acids)
Molecular function (GO): protein binding
Source: RefSeq, a predicted model, not a curated record